Messenger RNA from Linum tenue, 1877 nucleotides. The record is from the annotation of a GenBank genome assembly. Lineage: Eukaryota; Viridiplantae; Streptophyta; Magnoliopsida; Malpighiales; Linaceae.
CUUCUCUUCCCUCCCUAACUUCGCCAUCCGUUUCGAAACGCAGAGAAGAACGGAAGGAACAACUGAAGAAGCUCAACGAACGUUACUAACCCUAAUUAAGAUCUCUUGGGAAAACGGGAAUUUCAUUCUGAUUCGGAUUAGCGAGAGGAGUAAUUGUGAAUCUGCUUCUUCUUCUUCUUCUUCUUUCGACUGCUGUUCUCUCCUGCGAAUUUCCGUCACCAGCUUCUCGUCUUUCAAAUUCGGCGGGAUGUCGGACGCUUACUGUUCGGACUGCAAGCGGCAGACGGAGGUGGUCUUCGAUCACUCGGCGGGGGACACGGUCUGCUCGGAGUGCGGGCUCGUCCUGGAGUCGCAUUCCAUCGACGAGACGUCCGAGUGGAGGACCUUCGCCAAUGAGUCCGGGGACAACGAUCCCGUCCGUGUCGGCGGUCCGACGAACCCGCUCCUGGCCGACGGCGGGCUGUCCACCGUAAUCGCCAAGCCGAACGGGGCGUCCGGGGAUUUUCUCUCGUCGUCCUUGGGCCGUUGGCAGAAUAGGGGGUCUAAUCCUGAUCGGGGGCUGAUUAUGGCGUUCAAAACUAUUGCCACCAUGUCCGAUAGGUUGGGACUUGUUGCAACUAUCAAGGACCGGGCGAAUGAGAUAUUCAAGAGGGUGGAGGAUCAAAAGUCUAGUAGAGGAAGAAACCAGGAUGCCUUACUGGCAGCUUGCCUCUACAUAGCUUGUCGACAGGAAGACAAGCCGCGCACUGUAAAGGAAAUUUGCUCUGUUGCCAAUGGAGCCACAAAGAAGGAAAUUGGCCGAGCAAAAGAAUACAUUGUGAAACAGCUGGGACUGGAAACAGGCCAGUCGGUUGAAAUGGGAACAAUACAUGCUGGAGACUUCAUGAGGCGGUUCUGUUCUAAUCUUGGUAUGACUAAUCAAGCAAUGAAAGCCGCCCAAGAAUCUGUUCAGAAGUCGGAAGAGUUCGAUAUCAGGAGGAGCCCUAUAUCGAUCGCAGCAGCAAUAAUAUAUAUCAUAACGCAGCUUACAGAGGACAAGAAACACCUCAGAGACAUAUCAGUUGCGACGGGUGUGGCUGAAGGGACGAUCAGGAACUCGUACAAGGAUCUCUAUCCUCACGUGGCGAAGAUAAUACCCAGCUGGUACGCUAAGGAGGAGGAUCUGAAGAGCCUCUGCAGUCCGUGAUUCGGCUGCAGUAGUUUGGUUUUUGGUGUUCCGUGGUGAUGCGCCCUUUCUGGCAACUGAUCAUCCCUUUCAGUGUUAGGUCACUGGAAUUGCUCUUCGGAGUUGGGAGUCGGGUUGCCAUGGGAGGGAUUCUGUUGAGAUGUAGAAAAAGAGGCUGAAAUUGAUUUUUCUUAAACCCCAAGAAAAGAAGGGAGGAAAAAAGAAGAGAGAAAGGGGGAAAAAUAGAGAUGAGUUAAUUUUUUGCAGUUCAAUUCACAAAUAUGGAAGAAAGUAGUACUUUAGACGGAUGAAGAAUUGCUCUUAUUGCUCUUUAAUCUUUAUUAAGUUGAUGAAGAUUGGUGUUUUCUGUUACAUUAUUGUCCACAGUCCACACUGGUUUUGGAGUAUCAUUUCCAUAUGGAAGACACAAUGCAAUGUGACAGAUAAGAAUAACAAGGUGUUUAGUGAUUAUCUCAACAUUCUAUACUUCAUGUUGUUGAGGUGGAUAGGUAAUCGCGAAUUAUAUGCGGGUAAUCACUAUCGUAGUAGAGCAAUGUAUGUAUCGUUUCGAUGUUUUUGUUAAUAAAAAGUAAUAAAAAACGUCAUCGUAGUAAAACAAAUGUAUGUAUCUUCUAGGUUAGAUUCAAUUUGAUAAUGUCCAAUGAAAAAAAUGUUUGUAAAUCGUUAUCAUAGUCUACACAUAAUAUAAUAC